Paramuricea clavata is the source of this 306-nucleotide messenger RNA. The record is from the annotation of a GenBank genome assembly. NCBI's taxonomy places the organism in Eukaryota, Metazoa, Cnidaria, Anthozoa, Malacalcyonacea, Plexauridae.
GCUAACAAAAUGUUAGGUGUAUUGAAACGAACAUGUACUCAACUGACAGACAUAAAAGCCAGGCGAACUCUUUAUUUGACUCACGUGAAGUCGCAAUUAUGCUACGCAUCGGAAGUCUGGUCGCCCGUAAACAACAUCCAACUCUCAAAGCGGAUUGAAAGAGUGCAACGUCGGGCGACGCGAUGGAUCAUGAUAAGCAGAAGAGGAGAGCUGAGUUACAAAGAACGUCUGUUGGCCUUGGACCUUCUGCCGUUAACCUUCGAUAGAGAGGUUAAGGACUUGGUGUAUCUUGGUUUGGUUAUGUAA